Aspergillus ochraceoroseus IBT 24754 is the source of this 2044-nucleotide messenger RNA. Its product is annotated as flavin-containing monooxygenase. The transcript has 2 exons. Lineage: Eukaryota; Fungi; Ascomycota; Eurotiomycetes; Eurotiales; Aspergillaceae. Gene Ontology annotation, molecular function: monooxygenase activity; flavin adenine dinucleotide binding. Bases 75 to 1934 code for a protein of 619 amino acids. The record is from RefSeq and is a predicted model, not a curated record.
UCUGUCUCUCCCCACCUUCGAACCGCCACAAAAGCGAAGAAAAAGAAAGGGGAAACAGAAAUCGCGAAAUAAACAUGGUGCUUUUAUCCAGGGAUCGAGUUGAGCCUGGCUCUGUCAAUAUCCCCAUCGGAACUUUCCCCCAGACUUGCUCCUCAACCGAUAUCGACCCGCACCAUGUUGCCACAGACAUUGUGGAUCGGCUGAACACCGCCCUGGCACAAAAGGACGUUACCUCCAUCGUCACUUUGUUUCUAGAAGAUGGCUACUGGAGAGACCACCUGUGUCUUUCGUGGGAUUUCCAUACAGCGAAGGGCCAAGACGGUAUUGCCAAGCUACUUGGUUCGGGAGAGCUCCCUGAGAAGGUGGAAAUCGACCUGUCUUCUCCGUUUAGAGCGCCACAUGUUGGCCCCAUCGAUGCCUUUGGCGAGGUCAAUGGCGUUGAGUUCUUUAUCAAGGUUACAAGUGCGGUCGGUAGCGGGCGAGGGGUGAUCCGUCUGGCGGAGAAAGAGAGCAACUGGAAGAUUUUCACGCUCUAUACCGUACUGCAGGAGAUCAGCGGGAGCGAGCAGAAAGUGAAUCAUCGGCGGCCGUUUGGUGCGCAGCACGGCGAAAUCUCGGAUAGGAGGAAUUGGCAGGAUCGACGUACGGCGGAGAGUAAUCUAGAUGAAAAAGAUCCUGCUGUUAUUGUUGUCGGAGCUGGCCAGGCUGGUCUCUCUAUAGCUGCCCGGCUGAAGAUGCUGGACAUUGAUACUCUUAUUGUCGACCAGGAGGAUCGUAUCGGAGAUAAUUGGCGGAGGAGGUACCACCAGCUAGUUCUGCAUGACCCCGUGUGGUUCGACCACAUGCCCUACCUCCCCUUUCCCUCGAACUGGCCAGUUUUCACACCCAAGGACAAGCUCGCCGAGUUCUUUGAGUGUUAUGCAAAGCUACUGGAGCUGAAUGUUUGGACUAAGACUCGCAUUGGCUCGACCUCGUGGAGUGAGGAAACAAAGCAAUGGACCGUUGAACUUGUGCGGCGCAAGGAAGAUGGAACCACUGAAACGCGCACCCUCCAUCCGCGCCAUGUGAUCCAGGCGACUGGGCAUUCUGGAAAGAAGAAUCUUCCCGGGUUUGAGGGUGUGGACACCUUCAAGGGUAGUCGCAUCUGCCAUAGUUCGGAAUUCAACGGGGCGGCCGCUGGUGGAAAUGGCAAGAAAGCGGUGGUGGUGGGAUCGUGUAACUCAGCGCAUGACAUCGCCCAGGAUUACUACGAAAAGGGGUAUGAUGUGACCCUGGUGCAGCGUUCCACUACCUGUGUCGUGUCGUCAAACUCAAUCCUAGACAUCGGACUGAAAGGGUUGUAUGAGGAGAACGGCCCCCCAGUUGACGAUUCCGAUCUUUUCCUGUGGAGUAUACCGUCGGAGCUGUUCAAAGCACAGCAAAUUAAACUCACCGCCGUUCAAAACCAAAACGACAAGGAGCUGCUGGACGGUCUGAAACAGGCUGGGUUUCAGGUGGACCAGGGCCCGGAUAACGCCGGCCUCCUGAUGAAGUACCUCUCCCGUGGAGGCGGAUACACGAUCGAAGUCGGCGCCGGGAAGCUCAUCGUCCAGGGUAAAAUCAAGGUUAAGCAGGGCCAGGAGAUCAGGGAGAUCUUCGCGCAGGGGGUUCGCUUUGCCGAUGGGUCCGAGCUAGCUGCGGACGAGAUCGUCUUUGCGACAGGUUACCAGAACAUGCGCACUCAGACGCGGAUGAUCUUUGGCGAUGCGGUGGCAGACCGGGUGAGUAGCGUCUGGGGCUUUGAUGCCGAGGGCGAGAUGCGAACGAUCUGGCGCCGGAGUGGCCACCCUGGUUUCUGGUUUAUGGGUGGGAACCUGGCGCUGUGUCGGUAUUACUCGCAGCUGUUGGCGUUACAGAUCCUGGCAGUGGAGAGGGGGGUUCCCGGUAUCCUUUAAUAGCAUGAUCCCGAAACGGAUGCUGGAUUUCUUUGUAUUUGGGGCCCUGGGGGGUAUACAUUGUCCGUAGUCCAAAAUACUAACACUACCACAUUGUCCGAUAUGAUAAU